Molecule: messenger RNA, 2264 nt
Organism: Physella acuta
Lineage: Eukaryota; Metazoa; Mollusca; Gastropoda; Physidae
Product: heat shock protein 70 B2
Molecular function (GO): ATP binding; ATP-dependent protein folding chaperone
Source: RefSeq, a predicted model, not a curated record
ACACAAUGGUAAUUUUCUUCUUAAAACUGUUUUGUAAGGGAAAAGUUUCCAUCAAAACAUGAAACUAGGUAUAUCUACAUUUUGGGCAUUUUGUGUUGGCUAAUCCUAAGUAUUUUGUUGCCUAUUGUUAAUAAAUUGCUUAAGAAAAUCGCAGUGUUCCUUUUUUGUAAACCUAUUGCAAAAGUUGUUGUCAUCUACAACAGAGUUUAUGAAUGGGCUUUUCCACCGAUAGGGAACUAUUACCCACCGUGGGCAUACACUGGAUAAUUUGGAAUAAAGUUUUUAUGCCAAAGCAAGCGCCAGCCAUUGGGAUCGACCUGGGGACGACCUACUCGUGUGUGGGGGUGUUCCAGCACGGCAAGGUGGAGAUCAUCGCCAACGACCAGGGCAACAGGACCACGCCCAGCUACGUGGCCUUCACCGACACGGAGCGUCUGGUGGGGGACGCCGCCAAGAACCAGGUGGCCAUGAACCCCACCAACACCAUCUACGACGCCAAACGUCUCAUCGGCCGCAAGUUCACGGAUAAAACGGUGCAGGGUGACAUGAAACUUUGGCCUUUCAAGGUCGUGGAGUCUGAAGGUCGGCCGAAGAUUGAAGCGGAAUACAAAGGCGAGAGGAAGCUCUUCGCUCCGGAGGAGAUCAGCUCGAUGGUGCUGACCAAGAUGAGGGAGACGGCCGAGGCGUUCCUGGGGCAGCGAGUGUCGGAUGCCGUCAUUACGGUGCCGGCCUAUUUCAACGACUCACAGAGGCAGGCGACCAAGGACGCUGGCGCCAUUGCCGGUCUGAACGUGCUGAGGAUCAUCAACGAACCAACCGCCGCAGCGCUGGCGUAUGGGCUCGACAAGGGCAUGAAAGGGGAGAGAAAUGUCUUAAUUUUCGACCUGGGUGGCGGUACUUUUGAUGUCAGCAUUUUAACCAUCGAUGAGGGCUCGUUGUUUGAGGUGAAAGCGACAUCUGGCGACACCCACCUGGGAGGGGAGGACUUUGACAACCGUCUGGUCAGCCAUUUUGUGCAGGAGUUUAAGAGGAAGCACAACAAGGACAUGAGCGGCAGCGCCAGAGCCAUCCGCCGUCUGCGGACAUCCUGCGAGCGCGCCAAAAGAACUCUGUCCAGCAGCACUGAAGCCUCCAUCGAAGUCGAUUCUCUCUUUGAAGGAAUCGACUUCUACACAAAAAUAUCGCGAGCCAGAUUCGAAGAGCUGUGUAUCGAUCUAUUCCGAUCAACGAUCCAGCCGGUAGAGACGGCCCUAAAAGACGCCAAGCUGGACAAAAGCAAGAUCCACGAGGUGGUGCUGGUGGGGGGCUCUACCAGGAUCCCCAAGGUGCAGAAACUUCUCUCGGAUUUCUUCAACGACAAGGAGCUCAACAAGUCCAUCAACCCGGACGAGGCCGUGGCCUACGGGGCGGCCGUGCAGGCGGCCGUGCUGACUGGCGACCAGAGCCAGGCCAUCAGGGACGUUCUCCUGGUGGACGUGGCGCCCCUCUCCCUGGGGAUCGAGACCCACGGCUCAGUCAUGUCCGUGCUGGUCAAGCGAGGCACAACGAUCCCCACCAAAACGUCUCAGCUCUUCUCGACCUACGCAGACAACCAACCCGGCGUUGAUAUCCUGGUCUUCGAGGGCGAGCGCUCAAUGACCAAAGACAACAACCUUUUGGGGACGUUUCAACUGAUGGGGAUUCCCCCCGCGCCCCGGGGGGUGCCUCAGAUCGAGGUGACGUUUGAUAUCGACGCCGAUGGCAUCCUGAACGUGACAGCCCUGGACAAGACCACGGGCAAGUCUAACAACAUCAAGAUCAAGAACGAGAGGGGGAGGCUGACGCAGGCGCAGAUCGACAAAAUGGUGGCCGAUGCUGAACGCUACAAGGCCGAGGACGAGAAACAGCGCGAGCGGGUCGAGGCCAAAAACCGCUUUGAGAAUUAUAUUUUUAGUGUCAAGCAAGCUGUGGAAACGGUGGGGGAGAAACUGUCAAAAUAGGAUCGCAACACGGCCUUGACCGCACACCAUAUUUUAGCCAUCCACACACCACAUUUAACCGUCCAUACACCACAUUAGCCUACGAUAGUUGAGCGAUACUUAGGCCUACAGCUACAAUAAAUAAAAAGUUCAUGCACAUUAAUGACCAUCAAAUCUAGAAUGAGCACGUAGAAUAUUUGGCUCAACUUGAUUCAUCUACUGAACGCUAAAAAGAAAGCAAGUUCUCUUUUUUUUUGCUAAUUUAAAAAAAAAUGUCACUGUGAUUAAAAACUAUAAAAUAUUUGA